UAGAUUAGUAUAAUACACACUAUAAAUUAUUUAUAUUUUUAAAUAAUUCGCUGCCCUUACGUCAUUAUUUUAUUUUGGCGCAGUUUUCUUUCAGUUAUAAUCUAGCUAUUUAAAAACCAAAAACAAUUCAUUUAACAUUUAAGUUGUGGCUCGCUACCUAGCUAGCUAGCUAGCUAACUAUCUUAGCAACUUAACCAGAGACCAGUACAGUGCUAGCGGUUAGACUGGAAGGCAACUGCAGCUAGCACGCUAGUUAGCCGAGCCAUUCAUGUUUUGUAUGUAAACAUCAGGAAUAAGGCAGCGGUGAGAUUUCCACAUCGAAGACGAAGAGAUUUUAAGUUAAGGAGGAGCUUCAAGAAGCUCUGGAUGCGUGGGUGAUCAUGCGAGUGCCUCAUCUCCAUCCCCGCGCUCGCUGACGCCUCACGUUUCGAUCCUCUGAGCGGGCCCUGCGAUGCAGCCAUGAGCUCGGCGCUGUGGAAUCAGGAGAAGGGGGCGGGCAGCCCGCGGGACGACUGGCGCUUCUUCAUGCUGCUGAAGGAGUGCGUGGUGGAGAAGGCGGCGCAGAAGGUGGUGCGUGUGCCGCGUGGCAGCCUGGGUCAAGUCUGCCCCGAGCGCACCUCCCUGGGCCGCCCGCUGCCCCCCACCAAGGGCAAGCGCAGCCUGCGAAUUCUGGACCAGAGCAACGUGGUGGCGAGCGUAGACGAGCGCGAUGCCCUGGAGCUGGACGAGGCUCUGGCCGAGCUGCUCUUCCCCAUCACCAACUGCGAGGAGCGCUACGGGCUGCUGUGUGACACGGCGCGUCUCCAGCGGGCUCGCUCUAUCCGCUGCGGCUCCAGGGUGCGAGUGCAGCUGCGCUCCGGCGACCCGCCGUUACCCGGCGUCGUCAGAUUCAAAGGAGCUCUGCUGCCUGACCGCGCUCUGUCGGGAAUCUGGUUCGGCGUCGAGCUGCUGGAGGAGGGUCGUGGUCAGGGUUUUACUGAGGGCUCGUAUCAGGGCCAGCAGCUGUUCCGCUGUGAGGACGAGUGCGGUGUAUUUGUUGCUCUUGAUAAACUGGAGCUCUGGGAGGACGAGGAGCUGGAGGUGGAUCACCUGAGCCUGGUGGACAAUGAACCGGAUGUGGAAGGAGAUUUCCUGCCUCUGGAGCUCAACUCUCGUGUCAUGGUGCAAACACACGAGGGCCCUGAGCGCGGGACAGUCAUCUUCUGCGACCUUUUACCUGGCAACGAGACCCUUGGCUAUUACGUCGGUGUCGAUAUGGACAAUCCCAUCGGAGACUGGGACGGCGUGAUCGACGGGAAACUGCUGUGUAAUUUCGCCAGCCUCGAGCACACCCGUCUCGUGCCCAUCUGUGAUGUCAUGCCAGAGUACUCCAUGCAGGACCCGAGGCUGUCGAAAGCCAGCUUUGAGAAGUCUGGAAGUCAGAGCAAACCAAAGAGCAAAGGGUUAGGUCUGCAGGCUGCCAGCAGAAGCAAGUCUGAGUUUUAUUAUACGCUAAAUGGCAGCUCUGUCGAUCAUCCGACCCAGUCCAAAUCCAAAAGCACGUGGUACAUAGACGAAGUGGGCGAAGACCCAGCCAAGUCCCUGACGGAAACGCCCCCCGACUUCAACCAGGCCUCGCCGCCUCCCCGAGCCCCGCCCACCGCCCCCUCACUGUCCAGUGACAACAAGUUCCACUCGCUGCCCUUCAGCCUGAGUCGCAAGAGCGGCCCCAAUGGGAGCAUGAGCCAUGGGCCACUCUCACUGUCCGUCCAGUCGGUGAUGGGAGAACAGCAGGAGGCUCCGCCCCCACCGACAGCUCCCUCUCCGAGGCCACCGUCACCCCCUAAAGGUCAGCCGGGGUUAGAGGUCGGGUCACUGGUAGAGGUGAAGGAGAAUCCGCCCCUGUGUGGGGUGAUACGCUGGGUGGGCCUGCCGGCUGGACUACUGGAGCCUCUUGCAGGGCUGGAGCUGGAAGAGGAGUGUGUAGGAUGCACUGACGGUACUUUUAAAGGCACACGCUACUUUACCUGUCCUCCAAAGAAAGCUUUGUUUGUGAAACUGAAAUGCUGCCGACCAGAUUCUCGCUUCCCUUCGCAACACCACUCACCCAAUCCAAUUGAACGCUGCAAUUCUAUAGCGUUUGGUGGUUACCUGAGCGAGGUGGUGAAUGAGAACACGCCUCCUCGUACAGAGAGUGAUGGCCUGGAUGUGAUGGUCGGGAAGAAGAAAGGCAUUCAAGGCCACUACAACUCCUGUUACUUGGACUCAACGCUCUUCUGUCUGUUUUCGUUUAGCUCAGUGUUGGACACGGUGUUACUGAGGCCGAAGUCUAAGACUGAUGUAGAAUACUACCUGGAGACACAGGAGCUGUUACGCACUGAGAUAGUCAACCCACUGCGGAUUCAUGGUUAUGUCUGCGCAACUAAGAUCAUGAAGUUGCGGAGAAUUCUAGAAAAGGUGGAGGCUGCGUCAGGAUUCACGUCAGAGGAGAAAGAUCCUGAAGAGUUUCUCAACAUCCUGUUUCACCACAUCCUGAGGGUCGACCCUCUGCUUAAGCUACGCUCUGCUGGCCAGAAAGUUCAGGACUGUUACUUCUACCAGAUCUUCAUGGAUAAGAAGGAUAAAGUACUCGUGCCGACUAGCCAGCAACUGCUGGAGUGGUCCUUCAUCAACAGUGACCUCAAGUUUGCUGAGGCUCCCUCUUGUCUUAUCAUCCAGAUGCCUCGCUUUGGGAAGGACUUUAAGAUGUAUAAUAAGAUUUUCCCGUCUCUGGAGCUGGACAUCACGGAUCUUCUGGAAGACACACCCAGAGAGUGCCGUAUCUGUGGUGGUUUAGCUCUUUAUGAGUGCAGGGAGUGUUAUGAAGAUUCUGACAUCACAGCAGGAAAGAUUAAGCAGUUCUGUGAAAAGUGCAAUACACAGGUGCAUCUGCACCCACGGCGUAAGAGUCAUCGCUACAGUAAGCUCUCGUUACCCAAAGAGCUGCAGGAGGGCACGUGGAGACAGGCUUCGUUCCCCCGCCAGCAGAUGGAGCUGUUCGCCGUGCUCUGCAUCGAGACCAGCCACUAUGUGGCCUUCGUUAAGUACGGCUCAGCCCCGUCCUCCUGGCUCUUCUUCGACAGCAUGGCCGACCGAGACGGUGGGCAGAAUGGUUUUAACAUCCCGCAGGUGUCUCCGUGUCCUGAAGUGGGAGCGUACCUGAAAAUGACCCCUGAAGAGCUCCACGCCCUCGACCCUAAAAACAUCCAGGGCUACGCGCGCCGCCUGCUCUGCGAUGCUUACAUGUGCAUGUACCAGAGCCCUACCAUGAGCCUGUAUAAAUAAAAAAAAAAAGAGAGAGAGAGAGAGAGAGAAAGGAAAGAUGGAAGAGGAGACACAAAUAGAAGGCUAGAAGACGAGAGGAGACGAUGAGAGAAAUUAGGACGGAGAAGGACUUCGAAACUGAGAUCAAAACUGACAUUGGAACGGAGAAGGACUUCAUCGCACAGAACCAACACUCCCUGUAACUGUUACCGUUAUGCCUGAUUCUCUGUGUACAUAGUCAAGUAUGAGGACGAGAAGGGGGGGGCGGGGAGCUGAUUUGCACUGUUUGUGUGUGUGCGUGUGUAUGUGUGUGUGUGUUUUUGUCUGUGUGUAUCAGAGUAUAUCGUAAUUAUUGGGGUGAACAGUAACCCAAAAUGGCGUUGUCUUUUUGUUUUGUCACUCCAGUACAGCAGGAAGGAACUGCUGUAACAAAUACUGAUCUGAAACAUUACCAGAUGCUCCGUACUUAUUCUUAAUAAAUCCAUCUAUAAAACACAUCCAGCGCACGGUUGACUCGAGUUUAUGAUCUGUAGCGUCUGCAGCUUCCGUUUUCAGCCUCUGUAUUUUGCUGUGACGUUUGUGUCUCGUGUAUCGACCUACAGCGUAAAAGUGUCCUGAAAGCGCAAGGGAAAGCUUUUAUAUACUUACUGAAGUGAGGCUCUGUUCCUAAAGCACACAAGUAUUAUUUUUAAUCACGAUUCACCGUAAAGCUUUGUGCAUUCUGUAUUAAUUAAAGCAGGAAUAUUGGCUUUACCUGCUUGUGGUAUAGCUCUGUGCUAUGCUGUGUAAUACGCUAGGAAGCUGCCUAUUACCCCUAAGUUGAUUAUUUUCCAAUAACAGCAGUGUUUUAUUCCUCUUACACCACUGCAAUUCGCCAGCAAUUAAAAGAAUGUUACGUUAUACUUUUUUAUCCAUUUAAUGUUGUGGAACAUUUACAAACAUACAAUUGCCUCUGUCCUGUAUGUACACGGCAAAAAAAAAAAGACAUCUAAGCAAGUGAAAAUAUCUGGAAUAUAAUCAAAUCUAUCUAGUAUUUCCUAUUAUAAAAUCACAAUAAUCCAAAUAUAAGAUAUUAAACCUAUUUUUAGACUUUUUUAAAACUAAUUUCAAGCUUAAAAUAAAUGUUCUUAUUUUGCUGGCAGAAUUUUAAGCAUCUAUUUUUUUUAAAAAGAAGCAGAAUGAUCUGCCAAUAGAAGAAGAAAAUUUAAAGCUUGAAAUGAUUUCUAUUUUUUAUUUAAUUGUAAUCUUAUUAUAGGAAAUACUAGAUAAUUAUGACUAUAUUCAAGAUAUUUUCACUUGCUAUGAUAUUUUUGGAUAUUUUUUUGUGAACUUUUUUAAGUUCACAACUUAAAGUUACACUGCAAAAAUGAUAGCAAGUGAAGAUAUCUUGAAUAAAGGAAAAGGUAUCUAAUAUUUCUCAUUAUGAGAUUAUUGUAAACAAAUGUAAGACUAUUAAGCCUAUUUCUAAACAUUUACUAACUUCAAUCCUAAAAUUUUGUUCUCAUUUUAUUGGCAGAGGAUUUUGCUUCUUUCUGGAAGUAAAUGCUUGAAAUAAUUAAAAUGAAUCUUGAAAUUAGUAAACAUCUAGAAAUGGGUUUAGUAAUCUUAUAUUUGAUUAAAGAUCUAAACUAAUAAAGAGAAAUAUUAGUCGAAGUUGCCUAUGUUCUUUAUGUUUGCAGUGUAGCCUUACCUCUGACUGUUACACUGCAAAAAAUAAAAUAAAAAAGUAAAACAUAUCUUGAAUAUAGGCAAAUUUGAAUAUAGGCAUUUUUUUUAAUGUUUAGAAUUUUUUUUAAAACAAUGUUUCUACUGAUGUCAGGCUUGAAAUCAUAUUAAAAAAAUGCCUGGUAGAUGACUUUGCUUAUUUCAUGUUUAUUUCUAGAAAAAAAGCACAAUUAAGCAAAAUUAUAUAAUAAUCUCUUAAUAAGGAAAUAUUGGCUAACUCUUCUUUCUUUCACUUGCUAUCAUUUUUUUUUGCAGUGCACAAAGCACUGACACUGGAGACUCCUUCCAAAAAAAUGUUAAAUAUCUCAUAACAGAAAAGGUAACAAUAUCAAUGAUUACAUGUUGUUGUUUUUUUUUUUAAUCGUUUAUGUGCAGCCAGAACUCCAGUCAGAGCUGCUGUUAUAGAAAAUGAAUCAACUCCUUCCGUCUAAACCAAUCAGAUUUGAGAAUUCAGCAAUGUUGUGGUCUGUGUGUACUUUAUUAAGAAGUGUGCAUAUUUCCUGUUUGUGCUCGACUAAUGCGAUUUUUCUGAAGGUGUUGGGUCAAGGAUGAGUACAUCUGCCAUGUGGUUACACUUUGUUUGUUACGUCAGUGCACUGCUUCACUCCCAGUCACAGUGUGCUGGUGCUCGUGUAGUCGGAGUGGUGUUUUCUACUGAGCAAAGCCUAAUCAGCAUUGUAGCAGGUGUAGCGUACACACCACUAACCAAUCUUGUUUCUGAGACAUCUUAAUAAUCCUGAAUUUGGAAUAUUGGUUAUCCCAGGGUUUGCUAAUGUGUGUACGUACAAUUCUGAGAGUGUUAAUGACUCUCACAGGUUUUAUAUCUAAAAUAUAUCGAGAAGUUGUGUGUAAUGUUUAAGUGCUUGUCUAAGUCUGAUUCUCAUUCAUGUCCAAGUCGGAUUUCAUGGAUGAAGAACGCAUCGUAGGUCAACCCUGCUGAUCUUAUUUUUUUAAACCUGUUUUUAAUUUUUUUUUUAAAGAAAAGAUUCCAAUUUCUUUCAAAAUUCAGCUGGUUUUCCGUAAUGUGGAAUUAAUAAUCGUGCAUUGUUGACAGACUCCUUUGAUGGUUGCACAGAUGAAGGUGGUGAACUGUAAAGGCUUGUGAUGGUGUUGUACAGCUGGAUUAUGCCGUGUCUGGUGUACCUGUUCAACUCGAACCCUGGUUUCGUUUAUUUGUGCUCUUCUCAUGAAUGUUAACUAAAUUAAAAGCCCAUUUUCAAAACA
Pangasianodon hypophthalmus (striped catfish) is the source of this 6231-nucleotide messenger RNA. RefSeq names its product cylindromatosis (turban tumor syndrome), a (gene cyld). The record is from RefSeq and is a predicted model, not a curated record. NCBI's taxonomy places the organism in Eukaryota, Metazoa, Chordata, Actinopteri, Siluriformes, Pangasiidae. Gene Ontology annotation, cellular component: cytosol. Gene Ontology annotation, biological process: positive regulation of extrinsic apoptotic signaling pathway; protein K63-linked deubiquitination; regulation of mitotic cell cycle. The transcript is spliced from 17 exons. Bases 460 to 3303 code for a protein of 947 amino acids. Gene Ontology annotation, molecular function: cysteine-type deubiquitinase activity; K63-linked deubiquitinase activity.